CAACUGAAUUAUGAAUUCAAAGGAACGAGAGAAUUUCCUACGGAGUUCCAUUUCAGUUGUUGAUAAUGCUAGAGAAGCUCAAGUGCUUACCAGACAACAAGACAUUAAUCAGAAAUACAAAAUGGAGUCCAUACCAAGAGGAUUUGUAUUGAUUAUUAAUAAUAUUCAUUUCCAUAACCAUACACAUCGUUCAGGGACUCAACAAGACAGAGAAAAAUUGAAGGCUUUGUUUGAAGAUUUUGGAUUCCGAGUGGAAGUCAAGGAAGAUCAAACAGCUAGGGAAAUAGAAGACCUGCUGUCAGCGUUUUCUUUACGACAAGAUCUUCAUCAUGUGGACAGUUUGAUUGUUGUUCUUAUGUCACAUGGUACUGAUGAGGACAUCUUAGGAACAGACUGCCGGAGGUUAAAUGUCAUCAGCCUCAUCAAAAAGUUCAAUGCAAAAUACUGUCCAGCUAUGAUGGGAAAGCCUAAAAUGUUUAUUGUAAAUGCUUGCAGGGGAGGUGAUGUAGACUGUAAUCCAACAUUAAAACGACACAUGGCAUUUGAGUCUGACAUAACUGAGACAGACGCUUGUCCGACAUCUUUAGACAAGAAACAGCCUGAUAAUAGUGAUUUUUUGAUAGCUUACUCCACAUUUCCUGGUUAUCUUUCAUUUAGAAAUUGCGAACAAGGCAGCUGGUUCAUACAAUGUCUGGAGGAAGUGUUCAGAGAAUCUGCCUCUGAAGAACAUGUUAUGGAUAUGUUAACACAGGUAAAUGCUAGAGUAGCAAGUAAGAGUGAGAGCAUGAUGGGAUACAACCAGACACCAGCGCCAUCUACAACACUAAGAUACAAAUGGUUUCUAAAUCCUACAAAUAUUUUGCAUAUGAUGGAGUUGAACUUUAUAAGAAUGGGAAUAAUAUUUAUGAAUAUUUUGACUGAUAUUCUGUAUGAUAGACUGAAUUUGGAUGGACAGAAUGUACCUCUUAGAAGUAAAUGUAAUUUCACUUAUUUGUACAAUGAGCACAGAAAGCUCUACCUUCAUAAAGCAAGCAAUUUAAACAUCGGUUCUGAUGGACCUUGGGGAGGAACUUGGCAGGAUAUUGAAAACUUAGAUUUAGCCAUCGGGGACGACAUAGAACGUAUAAGACUGAUACGAAAUGAACUGUUUAACACUUCAACAUAUGAACUUGAGGAAACACGCUAUAAUGAGUUGUGCAAUAUAAUACGUGAUCUAUCAGGACGCUUUGAUCAGCAUAACAAACCUUCACUGCUGUAUUCAGAUAGAAUGAAAGAAAUGAUAGCCAAAGUAAUUUCUGAUGAAGAAGCAAACAAAAUUCGAAAAUAUAUUGAAAAUGAAACUGCAGAUAAAGAUGACGUUGUUCCAACAGAAAUAAAAUUAAUGUCAGAUAAGAGCUCUGUCCCCAUAUACCUCAAAUUACUUGAGUCUGGUUCAGAGAAAAAAAGAGAUAUUCGUUUGGUCAUUGUUGGAAAGAAGGGUGCUGGGAAAACAUCUCUUUUAAAAAGGUUGUUUGGAGAAGAAUUAGGAGCGGUUGACAGUACGAAUGGCAUAGAGAUUCAUCGAAUAAAAUGUAAAACUAGAUCCACUGAUGUUAAUUGGAAAAAAAUAAAUGGUAACAAUGAAGAAUCCGAACGUAACUCGAGACUGUUAAUACCAUAUAGAGAAAGACUGACGUUUCAGAAAGAAGUCGCUGAUAGUCAUGCAACACCAUCCAAUCAACAUGAAGAAAAAGUUACGACACACUACAUAGAAACUGUUGAAACGUCAGAACAAGGAGCCAACCGCAACUCUAUAAAUAACAAUACAACAUUAAGUUCUGAAGAAACAUUAUUUUCAAGAACAGCCUCUGAUCAGCCAGAAAAAGUAGCAGUACGUAUUUCUCAUCAGGUGGAAAAAUUAGUUAGUUAUGUUACUGUCAAUGAAACAGAGAAGCAGCAGUCUAACUUAUCCGUUGAUCAGGCAAAUGAAGAAAUCAAAGAGAUGUUAAAUUCUGAAGUUGAUUUUAACGACAGAAAUGAGUAUGCUACAUUGUUGUUAUGGGAUUUUGCUGGAGACAAAGAAUUUUACCACACACAUCAAACCUUCCUUUCCCAAGAUUCAAUUUAUGUAGUAGUGACAAACCUGAACGAGGCUGACAACAAAGAGGCACAAGGUAUUUUUCGAUUGUGGAUGGAUUCGAUACAUUGCUACUGCAGACCGAAUGAGUUGAGUAAUAUUUCUAAUAUUGAUACUAAGAGCAUUUCAGAUGAUCCCCUAGAUCCUCCAGUAAUGCUAGUGGGUACAUGGAGAGAUCAAGUGCAGAAUCCUGCGGGAGAGGAGAUUGCGAAUGUAUGUAAUGCAAGCCUUCAUAAGUUUGCCGAAGAUGUUUCAGAGGAUGCUUGCAGACACAUUCGGGAUGAGUACACACACUUCGUUUCUAAUACAGAUGAUGAUGACACUGCAUUCCAGCCAAUACGUGAACACAUUUUACAGUUGGCCAGAGAAAUGAAAACAUGGAAUACAAACUAUCCUUUGAAAUUUAUUCAACUGGAAAAACGUCUUCUGGACAAAAAAAAAGAUUUACCAAUUGUUUCCCUUCAUGAUUUAAAGCUAAUCACCUCUGAAUCACCAAAUCCAUUAAAUAAUGAAGAGCUUAUGUUGUUUUUGAGAUUUCACCAUGAAAUUAGAGCUUUAAUAUUUUUUGAGGAUCUUUCUGAUUAUAUUAUUUUAGAUACACAGUGGUUAUCAAAUGCAUUCAAAGUUGUUGUAACGGCAGAAAAAUUUCAGAAAAAAAGCAUAAAAAAUAGAAGAAAAUGGGAGGAAUUCUAUUCUUCAGGAAAAUUACAUAGUUUUGUUUUAAAAGAUAUGUUUAAAAAUGAACAAAAUUUGUUGUCUGAAUACAAAGAUUAUAUCUUGAAUGUUAUGGAGAAAUUUGAUAUCAUUAUACGUCCGAACAUAUUAGACAAAGAUACUGGUAAUGAGGAAUCUUGCUAUUAUGUACCUUGUAUAAUAAAGCAUGAACCAGAUCGUAACGUAUACGCAAUGUUGAAUGCAACUGCAGAUACCUGUCAGAGAUCCACUUGGUUAUGUUUCAAGUUUACAUUUCUCCCCCCACAUCUUAUGAACCAUUUGAUUGCCUCGCUAUGUCGGAGGUAUAACAUUGCGGAGUUUGUCGAUAGUGGACAAACUAAAAAGCGGAUUGCCCUUUUCAAGGGAACUGUUGUCUUUGAGGUAGAUAAGUUGACAGAAUUACAAAAACUUCUUGUAAUAACACGUUCAGAUCUUAUUCAGAUGCAGAUUUUGGAAUUCGGAACCAAUGUAGUGUUUGGAAAGGGGGUAUACAAACUGAUUACGAAAUUUGUGACAAAGGAAAUAAACAAAAUAAUAAAUACAAGAUUCAAGAUGACAAAUUUAAAAUUCUCUAAAAAGUGGGAAUGUGGCCUUGCACAACCAGAUUCUGUGACUGGAUGUAGAGACUUUGGUGAACACCAUAUUACAGAGUAUAACUGUGGUAUGUGUAGACAAAUACACAAGGCAGCUGACGAAUGGUCAGAUCUACCAACUGAGCCGUUAGGGCGCAUUCAUCAUGCCCAAGGAUCUGAUCCACAAACAGAGACACUUUCUGAAAAUAAAACUGUUAUAUCAACAAAGGUCUCAACAAAUGUGUCUGGGGUAGCGGGCAUUGGAGAUACUAACAAUAAGUGCAUUAUGAAGAAACAAGAUGAUCCCAAAGAUCUGCAUGCAAAGCUGAAAGGGGACCUAUGUGAUCAUAUUAACCAUGAUAUAGAAAAAUCUGAAUUUGAUAAAGUGAAAAACAGAGUGAAACACUACAUGACACCAAAAGACUUCAAGGAUGCAGUAGACAUGCAAUGUCUUCUGGAUAUUCUGGAGAAGAAAAAUAUUUUGAAAGUUGGUAAAUACGACAUCCUUAUACAGAUAUUUAAAGAGUUCGAUGUAAGAAUCGUUGAAAACGUAAUACAACCAGCUGAAGAAAACAUAAAAAGGAUACUUGAUAUGAAAUAUACAACACACAUUAACGAAACUGCCUGUCAGAUUGAAGUCUCACAUGAAGUGCGUGAACCACCAAAAAAGAAGACAAAACAUGAAAACUAAACAAAAAAUUGUCGUUCUAGAUAUCUUUCUGUUAUAAGUAAAUAUCGUCGAAACUUUGUUUGCAAGUAAGGUGAACUGGAAAUGUAACGUCCUGCAUUCACGGAAAGACAUUCACUACGUAAAGAGUGAAAGUAAUAUCUGCUUAAGGGGGCUCCUGGGUAUAUAUCAAAUUGUUUUUCUAAUAUAGGAUUUCGCUAUAUCUUUUUAUAAAUAAACUUUAUCUCACACCACAUCUUCCUAUAUCUAUUUAUCAUAUACUUAAAAGAAAAAUGAACUAAAAAAAUGGGGUCACAGUUCAUUUAAGCUCACACUCUGCGUCCGGAAGAAGCAUACAUUUUUGUUUGUUUCCUUUUUUUCUGUUGAACUAAUAGGAGAAAUAGAGGUAAUAUCGAAAUAAAAAAAAAACUAAUAAGAGAAAUAGCUUUAAUUUUACAAUUAUUUAGUUUAUGUACAGCUUAUUUGAAAACAGUAAUAAAGAAUGUAGGACACCAAUGAGUUAAAGAAGAUAUUUCAAAUUGAAUGCCAAAAAUGACAUUUUUGCACCAAAGGGAAAUAAUUUUGAGCUCUUUUAAUGAUAUAAAUAUUUAAAAAGUCAUAUGGGGCUAAACCGAAUCGAUUUUUUUGGUUGAAUUUUGUACCAUAUCAGAGAGUAAUAACUAAUAGUAUAAAAAAUAAAGGUUUAAUAUUUUGCUGAAAUUUUUGUACCCACGAGCCACCUUAAGUAAUUAUAUAAUUAAUUAGCUUUUUUUUUAUUAAAUAAACAAGGGUAAAUAUUAAUGUUGGUGAAUGUGGAAAAGAGCCUGUCUGGAAACUACAGAUGCACAUUCCAGGAAAAUUUCAAAUCUAUCUUUACCCUUCCCCUCCCUAGGAAAAGAUAUUGAUUCAGAAGUAUAUACAAAAUUUCUUUGUUUUAAUGGUAAUACGGAAACUUGAGUUGCAAAAAUAGAAACUAGCUUGAAAAAUUAGUGCGAGAAAAAAAUACUAUAUAAUCAAAAACACGACAACAGAAAACAAACAUAUAAUAUGACGGUUCUACAAAGCAGGUUAAAAAGGGAAAUUGGGGGAUAUUUGAACUGGUUCGUUUUGUCUUUCAACCGGUCACGUUUGAUCCCCAUUUGAUGACAAACAUAUAUUAAAAUGUGCACAAAAGCAUUAGUGGGUAUUCUAUUUUUUUAUUCCAAUUUGGGAGUUUUUCAUAUAUUUCUUGGUAUACAACUGUUGCCUUUUUCUAUCUAACUAUGUAAUUUGUAUUUUAUAGUUUGUAUUUUGUAUUUCUCAGUGUGCAAAUUUUUUUUCUCAGUGUAUAUAUGUAUAUAUUCUCAAUUUGUAAAUAUAGUUCACAGUCUAUAUUUUUUUGGAACUGUUUAAAUCUUAAUGUUGUUUUUUUCUCUGAAUUUAUGUGUGUAAUUCAGUAUGACGAUACAUUUUACUCUCAAAAUUAAAUUAAUUGAUGUUGUAAAAAUAUAUAUUUACUUCAAUACUCCUAACAUAACAAAUAUUAUAAUUAAAUUUUACUGUGAAUGUUGUUUUAGUUAAUAGAUAUAAGAAGAUAUGGAAUGAGUGCCAAUGAGACAACUCUCCAUUCAAGUUACAAAUUGUAAAAUUAAACCAUUACAGGUCAAAUUACGGUCUUCAACACGGAGCAUUGACUCACAUCGAACAGUAAGCUAUAAAGGGCCCUAAAAAUUGCAAAUGCUGCCUACAGAUGCAAAAUUCAUCAACAUUUCACAGUAAGGCAUCCUGAAAAUAUGAAUGUUAUUUACAUACUAGAAUGUUCGGUGUGUGGCCUCCAAUAUGUUGGUGAGUCAAAACAGCUUUUCAACAAACGCCUCAAUGGCCAUAGGAGUGAUAUCUCAAAGAAGCCAAUUUUCCCAGUUUCUCAGCAUUUCAGACAGUCGGGUCACAAACUUGAUGACUUUAACCGCAUGACAAUUCUAGUGAUUAAACAGAACAUUCACUGGAGUGAUGCCCAGCUACAGGUUCGGGAAAGCUUUUGGAUAAAGCAACUUAAUGUACAUCAUCCAAACGGCAUCAAGAAGAAAUACUAACAGUUUUGUUUUUCACCCAUUUGUAUUGUUAAUAUACUCAUUCACGUAUAUUGAAUUAUAGUGUUUUGUUUAUAUUAUGAUAUUCAGGAUUUUGGAUUAAAAUCAAUCGACCAAAACUUAUUUGUAUUAUUACUGAUCUAUUUUUGCACCUUAAACAUUAUGUAUCAGUUUUGUUAAAAAAUUUGACACUGAGGAAGGCCAUUUGUUGAGCCGAAAUAUUUGUCAACCCGAUUUAAUAACAACAGUUUCGUAUAAUAACAUCUUAUUUCAGUACCGUUGUGCAAAUUUUUAGACUAAUAUAAUGUUUUCCUUAUUUGCAUAGAAUUGUCUAUUCUAGACGAUCCGGUACAUAGUAAAUUUGCUGGUUGGUCCUUUUUAUAGACUUUUAUAUAUAUAAGAAACAGCAAAAACAACUACCACACAAUAAACAUUCAAAAAUAAGAAAGCAAUGAAUGAUGAAGUUAAAUUAGAAAUAUGCCUUUGUGUGCUUCUUUGUUAAACAUUUGUUGUUGUUUUUUGUUGUUAUUAAGACGCUGGUGUACAUCCUGUUAUUAUUGUUUAUAAUAAUUUCGUAUUUUUGUCUUUCAUUUUUACCAAAUCGCUUUGUCUAUAUGCCUUUUAGUUGGAUACUUCGAAAACUUAUUUGUUGCUUGUCUUUCAUUUUUGCUAUGUGCUUUGUAUUUAUGCCUUUUUAUGUUUCUUUGCUACACAUAUGACGUGGCUCUGUACUUAUACUGUAAAUAUCGUCAUUUUGUUAUUAUACUAUGGUAAAUUGGUAUAUUAUUGAA
This is a messenger RNA of Mytilus trossulus (common blue mussel), 6929 nucleotides long. RefSeq lists its product as uncharacterized. Bases 11 to 4093 code for a protein of 1360 amino acids. Gene Ontology annotation, biological process: proteolysis. The record is from RefSeq and is a predicted model, not a curated record. Gene Ontology annotation, molecular function: cysteine-type endopeptidase activity. The transcript has 14 exons. NCBI's taxonomy places the organism in Eukaryota, Metazoa, Mollusca, Bivalvia, Mytilida, Mytilidae.